AUGAUUUGUGAGGCAUCUCCUGUGCAGGAAUUGCAAGAUGGAGAGUUGAUCCUCGAUCGGACAAGAAAGCUUGCUGUGCCACGUCGGCAUAUGAAAGAAGCAAUAAUACCAGCACUCAGCAGUCACUUGGGCGAUUUCUACCCCAUAGUCGUUUGCUAUAACGGGAAGACUCUAUCGGCGGGACUCGUGCAGUGCGUAUCUACUGGCCUACCCAAUGUAUCCGGCACCUCUCCUACGCUGUUGAACCGGUCGUCAUCGUGCUACUUCACAAUACCCAUGGGAAUACCCUAUUGGGCGCAUCCGCUUGUCCCAUUGUCGAGCCCAUUGUCGACGCGCCGUCUUAUUGGUCGAAAGAUGGACGACUUGGAAUUAAAGCGUGACAUGAAACACUUUCCCUUCAACAUUGUUGACAAGGGCGGUCAACCCGCUAUUUUGAUAGACAUUUCUUUCGCGGUUGAAGAACUUCUCAUCACUAUAGUCAACGAGACCGCCGCUAAGGUGGUGCCAGAAGUCCUCGGGGUUCCCCGGGACAUUAUCUUCAGCAUUAUCAACAUGGGUCGCAAGCGUUCUAAGCUCUCGACUGUAGGCAAAGUCAAGGAGGCCAUCGUGCAAUCCACUGGCGAUCUUAGAACUCUGCGCUCCAACCUUACGAAAUUGCGAGCUGAUCGCAUAGCGUUUGAGAGGGAGCAGGUCCAGAGUCAGCUAGAAGCCAACAUUACUGCAAGGCAGCUCCUUGCUGAGGCUGCACUCGAGGUGGGCACCGCAAAUGAUGCGAGCACUGAUGCUCAGUAUCCGGACCACCCUGACAUCGACUUUGAUAUGGGUGAAGACGAAGACUAUGUAGACGAGGAGGAUGGGCUACAGGAGGAGGAAGAUGAGAGUGUAUCAGGAGGAAAUAACAUGGGUGGAUACGAAGGCUCAGCGGUUGAUGUUGCACGAGCUCGCAUUGUAUAUUCUUUACAAGGUAGAUAUCGCCACCGCCGGCCACUGCGCAGUCGACUCCAGCGCAACCGUCAUUGUCACAGUGCAUGGAUGUCUCAAAUGCCAGCCCUCGUUGCAGGCUACUUGCGCUGGAAGCACCAUGCAGCCACACCGACACCGACACCCAAUGUUGAAGUUGGAACAUUCAUGUUCCACGUCAGCACAGUUGAUAUUCUAGCGUCCGUGUCUUCAAUAUCAGUCCUGCAAGCUGCUGAUGAAUUGGCGAACGUGUCACUCAUUAAUAUGGGACUUCUUGGGUGUUCCCCCAUUCAGCCUAAAAUAGCUGUUUCGCUUCAAUGCCUCGAGUUAUAUCAUCAAAUCCGUCGACGCAAACCAUCUUUUAGUGUACAGGCGAUGGUCAAAGUACUCUGUGCCCUUCAUAAUCGCUCGUAUUUUCAAGCGCUGCGGGAUCAAUUUGCAAUAGCUUUCGAUGCCUAUCUCAAUAUUUUACGGCGGGUUCGAGAAUUAGCUAACACUGCAUUGAAGCGUGAUACUCCUCACUGGCGCAUGCUUCACUCGUGCCCUGCAUGUAAUUACAAGCAAGAGAAUGAGCCAACAUUGAUCCCUGCGAGGAUGGACAGUAUGGACGGCAAUAACUCGUUGAAAUGGGUCGAUGGCUCUGGACACGCUGAUGAGCGCAUCUUCGAAUCAUCAUAUUUGAUACCUCCCGAUGAAGUUGAUGUGUUUAAGGACGAUACCUUGGUUGAGAUGCGGCGAAGUGGGGAACUUGCUAAAUAUGCUCUCGCAACAACCAAUAAAGUUCUCGAUGUUUACGGUCUGAAUGGAGUAACUGGAUACGAUAUCGGAUGUUCCUAUCAGAAAACUGUUGAUGCCAGUUCUAUCUCCAUCAAGGCGCACUCCAAUCAUCAUCGCUUCAUUGUCAACUCAUUUCACGGACAUGCCCACAACCGCCGUUGUCAGCUUCGGUUCCAUCCUUUAUAUCAACAUGGCCUUGGCCUCGAGGACCUCGAAACGUGCGAGCGCAUAUUCUCUGCAUCAAAUGCCGUAGCUCCCAUUAUCCGCCACGCAUCUUAUUUUCACUGGCUUCAGUUCAUCGACCUUCACUUUCAGCAGUGGGAUUCUGAUAGGUACCUGGAACUAAGUAUGGUAUUAUUUAAGGUUCUUGAAUUAGUGUUUGACGCUCCAAUUCUAGGCAAGUUUUUGUACAACAACUAUAAGCAAGCGCUUGGCAUCAUCGAUGACCUAAGCCCUGCCGUCAAGGAACUAAAGUUAGCGCUAAAUAUUUCGGAUGGAGACUUCGAGCGCUGGAAUAUGGAAGAGUUAGAAUUUCUGGAGACCCUGACAGAGGAAACGGAGGAGGACAUCGAGGCGAUGACUUACGUGGAAGCAUUACGAUCACUUGCCAAAGCCGAAGCUGCAUAUGGCAGUGUCACAACAGUACAAUUUCUGACUUAUACACCCGCAGAUUUCACUGCUACUCAUGGUCUCCAAAAAAAAAAACAAGUGUUGGCGAGUGCUCGAGAAGCCGAACGUCACGCAGCUCACCGCAAGUUAAUUCUUGAAAUGAAUGUGGUUGAUGAUAUCGAGCGUCGUAUGGGAAUUGCCGAAAGAUGGCAGCCCCAGGAUACAAAAUAUCAGGAGGGUCUGGUAUAUCUUACCAACCGGCAAUUCAUUCGUGCCAUUGAGCAGUUGCAGGGUCUCGUUGUUCAGAGGCUCUUUGAGUUGGCCAAAGCAAACAUCGCUGGCACAGGUUACAAACUUCGUCAACAUAUCUCAAACACUAUCAGUCGCCGGUCAGGAGCCAUCCGAAGAGCCCUUGAAAAAUAUAAUCAGCUUGCUAUUGUUCAAACGCCUCCACGAGAUGUCAUAGAAUACAGCGAAGUGGCGUCAUAUGCUUGGCUCGGCGAGUUCGACCUCCUCAAGCAUUCACGUCAUCGCAUACUUGAGAAGCCGUGGACGUCCAAGGGAAAUCGUGAGGUUGCGAACAAUUUCUUCAAAAUUCAACGUGCUCAUGAGGAAGUUCGACGUCUUAAUGUCGAAGUUGCACGACUCUCUGCUUGGGUGGAUUAUGAAGACGCGCACUUAAAAUCAACAUUUGAAUCAUUGGUUGAAUCAGAUCCGACACUCUCACACGAGAUCUCUUGCAUGUACAAGGAGCGCAAACGAGCGAAUGAUGUGCAUCGCAGAAGAAUUCAGGCUAUUUAUGAUCUCUCUGGAUACUGUGGAUCGAGGGGCACGGAGACAAGAGGCAUUGAUGAUCACAGAGGUGGGGAUGCAGAUGAGAUGAUGGAAGAUUUAAGGGGUACUAGGAGUAUUGAAGCUGAUGAGGAUGAUGCACUUUGGGACGAGGCUGACCGUUUAGAAGCCUGUAUGAUUUAG
Suillus plorans is the source of this 3321-nucleotide messenger RNA. RefSeq lists its product as uncharacterized. The transcript is spliced from 16 exons. The record is from RefSeq and is a predicted model, not a curated record. Lineage: Eukaryota; Fungi; Basidiomycota; Agaricomycetes; Boletales; Suillaceae. Bases 1 to 3321 code for a protein of 1106 amino acids.